This is a messenger RNA of Lytechinus variegatus (green sea urchin), 3346 nucleotides long. RefSeq lists its product as uncharacterized. The record is from RefSeq and is a predicted model, not a curated record. Lineage: Eukaryota; Metazoa; Echinodermata; Echinoidea; Temnopleuroida; Toxopneustidae. Bases 317 to 2650 code for a protein of 777 amino acids. The transcript has 3 exons.
UGACCCGUGGUGGCUAUAUAGCCUUAUAGCUAUUCUAGCUAGCGAUUCUAUGUUGUUGGCCUACUCAGCAUACAACGCCUAUGCAAGCACCUCGACACAAAGUAAAGUGCCUCGCCAGCUACUUCUUCAUAUUUGCCAUGUAUUCCAUCUGUUUUCACGUAUUUUGAGGCAUGCAAGCUCAAUAUAUCCACCACGUGUCUGCUUUAUCUAUACCUGAAGCAGAACUAUAACUUAAGUCACGAUCAAUACCAGAAUCAUUCUAUAGAUUGAACUUUGAAACGGUAUUUGUGGGAAUUUAAAGGGCGAAGGCAGAGAGAUGGCGAAAAUGGACACGGGUAGCACAGAUGAUAGGUUAGCAGCAGCGAGAUCUAUCGACACGGACUGGAAUGCAGUGGCCCCUACAAAUAUUGUGAAACUGGUCAAUACAUGUGCAGAUGGACUGGGGACUUCAAAAGAAGCCUUCUUCUUCCCUUUGCUGACUGCCACCGCCGCCGUGCUUGGCCACAACGCUUACAUAGCUCUCAAUGACCUCUGGCCUGAGCCGCCCGUAAUCUGGACUGCGAUCUUAGCAGACGACAUGUGUAGGAAGAAAUCUGCCGUGAUCAGAUUCAUAACGCGCUCUAUGAAAGAAGCCGAGUACCGGAUCAAGAAUGAGAGUGCGCAAAGAGUCUUCACAACCCCAGAUACAAACAUCACAGAUCAACAGGCGGCAGUCCCACAAAAUUUAUCUGAGUUUGAUUUCAGCAUGAGCAACUUGAAAGAGCGUAUGACCUCGGGGAGCCGACAGGCUUGCAUGAUCGCUAAAGAUCUGCACAAGGUGUAUCGCGCUUUGGAUAGCAAACAUUUGGGGAGCGAUGCCGGGCCGUCCCAUCUGGAGGAGAUCUUGAAGCAACGAGAAGCCUUCUUUGAACUACAAACUGGAUACAGUCCUUGGUCAGAUGUUACCGGAACGGUGUAUGAAGAUGCCAGAUUUAAUCUAUCAGGCUUCAUCCAGCCACGUCAUGCCAGCGCCCUCCUUGGCAACUCUACAGACUCUCCAGGUUUCCUGGAGAGUACUCUGGCUAUCAUCUGUCCGAAACCACGCAAAGUCUACCACAACCAAUCCAUUGACGCAUCCAGCUGUGUCCUUGCGCCAAUAUUCGUGAACCUGCGUCAGCACCACACAACGACGAAGAUAUAUCUCUUGGACGCCCAAGCCAAUGCUGCCUUCAGCUCAUUCUACAAUGACGUCGAAGAAAGACUUGAGAGGAUGUCUAAUGAAGACACGGCACUCCGGAGGAUACUCGCAAAGAGUCAAGGCCAGGUUGCCAGACUAGCUUUAGUCCUUCACUGCCUUGAAUGCAUCACCAAGUCAAUGUUUCAGAAGGAAGAAGACGUGAUCUUUGAGCCAUUGGAAGUUAUUCCGUUGAGGAUACCGGCUGGGGUGAUGUACAACGCCAUUAAUUUGAUUCAGCUUUGUAUUAGACACAAGAGGACGCUGAUCAGUACAUUUUCACAUGCAGCAGCAACGACCCCUGAGAAAACAGUUCAAGCACAAGGUCAGACCUCGUUGGUCAGAGAUCCUAGAUUGAAUCAAAAGCAGCAGCAGCAACAACAGAAACAGCAACAGCAGCAAAAACAGCAACAGCAGCAACUACCCCAACAACAUGAGUUGCAGGUUCAUAUGCAACACCAACAAGAGCAACUCCAGCAUCACCUUCAACAGCACCAUCAGGUUCAACGUAUUGGGGAUGUUGCUAGAUCCUCUGAUCCUGCCACACCCAGACCUGAUAAUAUUUCUCCUAGUGCCUUACAACAGAGAAAGACACAUGGAUCUGGAUCUGGUAAUCAGCCACAGCGCCCACUACAGAUUCAUUCUAGUCAAUCAGGUCAUGUACCUCCUAUGGCUACGUCCAUGUCUUCAUCUAUGGUUCCAGCUCAGUCUAUGCCCGUACCCAUCGGAAUCACUGUGGUACCUGAUGGACCCCAAAUUGUCCAGGUGACUUACACACCAGAAGGAUCUAACGUUCCCAUCUCGGCAUCCUCUCAACAAGGACGAAACCCGGAACUUAUUCCUUUGAACAGCAUUUCAGGAAGGCCAGCCAUUAAAUCCAAACCAAAUACUCAGACUGUUCAUAGAACGAGCCGCAUUGAUGCUCCACCUCGACCAAAAUCAUCCACGGUGUUCUCCGGAAAGAUGCCUCCUAGACCAUCUUCCAAGCUAUCGGCUGAAGCUAUGAAAAUACUACGUCGGGCGCAGAAAAGAAACACACCUCCAGUGGCCCCUGUGCCCACUGGUUGUCCGACCAGCGCAGAUUUCAGGAACUUCAUGGUUCAGUGCCCUCAGAAGGCUCGUCGGAUCCUCACUCAUGGCUUGAAUAAGAUCGAUGCUAUCUACGUGGCCCAACGAAAGCUCUUUCCUCCCGUGAUCUGCCUAGGACCCAACGGCAAGAAACUAUCCAAGUACCCAGCGAACGCUGCCAGGGCUUUCCUCACGGCUCUUGCCGACGCGGGCCUUGGUGACAUGAUAUCUCGAGCAAGAAGUCGAUCUGGAAAAUCCACAUUCAAAAAGAAAAGUUACAACGAACUCUCGGUGUCGGCCCUGGCCAUUCUUGCGAAGCUGAACAUCACAGAACAACAGUAUUCAUUUCUUGACAAUGCAUUGUACUAAUGAUCAAAUUAGUAACGAUAUGAUUUGUAGGUAAACUCCUGGAUAAACCGUAUCUUCUAUACUAUUCUAUAACAUGUAUGUAACACCCGUGCAUACUACUAACAAUUAUCUCAACCAGAAGUGAGAGGUGAUUAACACUGAAGUAAUUAAUGCACACUCUACCAACCUACAUUGGUCGCUAUGCUAUCACUUACGAAACCUAGAAUUGUCGAUACUAUAUCACAACUUGGUUAUAGUUAUACUUCAUAAAAUGGCAAAUACAUGUAUUUGUUACGCCUCGUCCUCUUAUUUUAUUUGAUGGAACACAUAUUAUAUUUUUUCCCCCGCUUGAUUCAAUAACCAGUAAACAUGAUUAGAAAAAAAUAAUAUUGUCCCAUAUGGCAUCCGAUAGCUGUAUUCAAAGAGGAAUACCAUUCUCAGAUUAUAAUGCCCUUGAUUGUCACCCCUUAAACAGAGAAAAUGAGCAAUGAAUGAAAAAAUAUCUGUUUGCUUCAAAGUAGUGGUUGUAUUUCAAUGUUUUAACGAAAAAGACUCGUCUCACUGAUUGCAAACCGAAGCAUCGAAUCUUAAUUUACAACAGACUUGAUAAUGGCUGAUCGUCAACAAAACUAAUUUAUAACAAAUCCUGGCAAUCGGUCCUGCAGUAAAAAGAAUCUGUAAAAAUUAGUCAAUUAGUCAAAUAAUAACUGUUAUUAU